UGUACCUCUACUACCUACUAGCCUACUAGAGGCUAGAGCUGCAUCCCUGUGCUCUGAUCAACUGUCCGACCCCUAGGCCCAGGGUACCUACUAUUAAGGCUGAAGCUCGUGUUGCGGAGUUCCAAGGUGGACGCCGCCUGCCAUGGCCAAUGCCGCCACAGCAUUGCUGCAUGCCCGCAUCACGAGCGGUCUGGGCGCAUCAACAGCAACAUCUGAGAGGCCCCGCUCUGACCACCACCGCUUGCAGGCCGUCUUGGAUCCUGCGGCGGCGCACCCGCGAGCCAGCUGGGGCCUUGAGUCACCCACCCUCCGCAUGAGCAGCCUGUUGAGGGUAGCAGGUGGGGUGCUUGGAGGCACAGCCAAGACCAGCCCACCAGGUGCAAUGCUGGGGGACAGGCAGAGGCCUGCUGCUUUGCCUGCGCAUGCUGUUGAGUCGGCUGCGCCUGCGAAGGCGGUGCCCGCGGGGCUGGCCCAGCUGACGUGGCUGGAGAACAACGGGUGGAUCUGGGAGGUGGCGGGCGUGCGGCUGCUGGUCGACCCCUGGCUGCUGGCGGAGCUGGACUUCAACAUCCCGCUCUUCUACUCUGCCAAGAAGCGCGCCACCAAAGACCUCACAGUGGCGGGGCUGCCCCCCCUGGACGCGGUGCUCAUCACGCAGUCCCUGGAGGACCACUGCCACAUGAAGACGCUACGCGAGGUUGCCCGCGCGCGCCCCACCCUGCUUGUCAUUGCACCCCCCAGCGCACAAAGCAAGCUGGAGCCCCUCUUCAAAAACCUGGUUGUGCUCGCGCACGAUCAGACGACGUCUGUCUCAGGCGCGGAUGGGUCGUCCAUCACGGUGCGCGCCACCCCGGGGGACCGCGUGGGGCCCCCCUGGCAGGCGCGCGAGAACGGCUACGUCGUCUCCACCAAAGGGCCCGACUUCUCUCUUUACUACGAACCACACUGCAAGUUUGACGACAUCAGCAAAGACGAGCAGGUGGACUGCGUGAUCACACCGUCGGUGUCCCAGAACAUCUUGGGCUACAGCCUGGUGGCGGGCGAGGAGCGCGCCGUGGAGUUGGCGCGCCAGCUCAAGGCCACGUACAUCGUGCCCAUGCUCAACGGGGACCUGGAGGCGACGGGGCUCCUGAGUGCCAUCGUGAAGACGGGCAGCGGCCCCGAGGCCUUCCAGAAAAUUGCGAGUCCGGAGUUCACAGUGUUGACGCCACAGCCGGGGCAGCCGCUGGCGGUGCCUCCAACACAGUGAUCGCGCGUGCCACGGUCAUGCCGCACCGCCAAUUCGGAAGAGGAGGUUCGCGACCAUGGUAGGGAAUCAACACAUUGCAGAUUUCAGGAAAGGAUUUGGUCCGAGCUGGUAGGGAGGCUCGUAAAAGGAGCAUGAGUAAGAAUCUUGCGGCUCUUCCGAAGCAUGUGCGAAGCAUAUUAUAGUCCCCAGUUUGCUUGUCAAGGUGGAGAACUCGGCUUGACGAUGGUGUACAUACUAAUGUAUUCAAUUAGCGACAACAACUUUGUAUUUGAUUGAUUCCCUUUGACUGCGACAAAUGUAGUCCGGGUGAG
Klebsormidium nitens is the source of this 1560-nucleotide messenger RNA. The record is from the annotation of a GenBank genome assembly. Lineage: Eukaryota; Viridiplantae; Streptophyta; Klebsormidiophyceae; Klebsormidiales; Klebsormidiaceae.